Messenger RNA from Lachancea thermotolerans CBS 6340, 681 nucleotides. Its product is annotated as KLTH0D00242p. The transcript has a single exon. Bases 1 to 681 code for a protein of 226 amino acids. Lineage: Eukaryota; Fungi; Ascomycota; Saccharomycetes; Saccharomycetales; Saccharomycetaceae. The record is from RefSeq and is a predicted model, not a curated record.
AUGGAUGAAAGAAACAUCGAAGAGUACUUGGUUGGUUCGCAUAAUGAGAGCAUAGGACAUUCGAGGCUUCCUCGUGAUGUCUUCCACAACUGGUUUCAAUAUGAGGUUGUUAGGCACAAGUUUUACUUUGCCGUGGCCGUCAUUCAAGUGAUACUAUUUAUCAUCUCAACACAUAACUUCUUUCAAGCUCAGAAAAAUGCGAACAAGAUACUCACUGUUACAGGAGCAGUGUAUCUGAGUUCGGUGGUUAUAUAUUUUACUGGCUUGAUUUUCUUCCAAGUUGAGCGCGGGUUCGUGACGACGGCAGCAAAUAAAGUUCAAUUUUUGAAAGAGCUAAUAACGAUAAGACCCGGAAUUGAUAUGAUCGAAUGGGACAUCCUUGCAACUAAGGCAAACACAAUUUUCUACAAUGAAAGUGUAUUAACUUCACCCUAUUACUUUUAUGAUGGUGCAUCAUGCUACUCGUUCUUCAGGUUUGUUUUCCUUCUGCCUUAUCUACGAAGGAAAGAGGCAUGUUUCGCAGACGAAAAUUCGCCAGAUGAAAUUCGGCGUUUUAUUAGCCAGGCCAUAAAGGUAUAUCAAGAAAAAGCGGAUAGGAAGUGGCAACUAAUAUUGAACAAAAUUUUGUCUGGGAGAACAAACACGUCACGCUGGCAUUCCAAUUUUUGUUUUAAAAAUUGA